UCGCUCUUCUUGCAUUGGCUUCAGACUUGAUAUCUUCUUUGAUUCUCCUUUCCCUUACUCGACCUGCUUCAUUUCUCCUUCUGGAAGGAUAAUGAGGCCGCGGUAGUCGUUUACACCGCCUGCGAAACUACUCCCAAUCCUAACCCUUUUAUUAUACACACCUGCUCCAGUCUGGCCCGCCCGCCCUUAUUCUCGACUCCCCCCCAUACUACCCUCCUACCUCCUUCGACCAGGGCUCCCUCCUUUCUACUCCCGUCGGAUUGCUGUUGAUUGCGUGUGCCUCUGCUGCGGCAAUUCUUGCAGCCGGUCAUCAUGAGUUACAUGAAGAAGGAUGAGGAUGCCGACCAGACUAUGAUCAAGCUGGAUCGGACCUCCGUAUUUCAAGAUGCUCGAUUGUUCAAUACCUCGCCGAUUUCCCCCCGACAAUGCCGUACCCUGUUGACCAAGAUCGCGGUCCUCCUUUUCACCGGCGAGCGGUUCCCCACAAAUGAGGCCACGACGCUCUUCUUCGGCAUCUCCAAGCUGUUCCAGAACAAGGAUCCCUCGCUGAGACAGAUGGUCUACCUGAUCCUGAAGGACCUCGCCGGGACCGCCGAGGAUGUGAUCAUGUCGACCAGUAUCAUCAUGAAGGAUACCGCUGUCGGGAGUGACGUCCUCUACCGAGCCAACGCCAUCCGUGCCCUGUGCCGUAUUAUCGAUGGAACGACGGUGCAAGCGAUCGAACGACUGAUCAAAACCGCCAUCGUGGACAAGACCCCCUCGGUUUCUUCCGCCGCCCUGGUCUCCUCCUACCAUCUCCUCCCCGUUGCGCGCGAUGUGGUCCGUCGGUGGCAGAGCGAGACCCAGGAGGCCGCCUCGUCCUCGAAGCAGUCGACCGGCUUCCUGGGCUUCGGUGGCAGCGCCCAGCCCCAUGCCAUCUCCCAGUCGAAUUUCAUGACCCAGUACCACGCGAUCGGUCUCCUGUACCAGAUGCGCGCCCACGAUCGCAUGGCCUUGGUGAAGAUGGUGCAGCAGUACGGCGCCGCCGGCGUCGUCAAGAGUCCCGCGGCGCUGGUGCUCCUGGUGCGGUUAGCGGCCAAGCUGGCCGAGGAAGACCAGGGUCUGAGGAAACCGAUGAUGCAGAUGCUUGAUGGCUGGCUCCGACACAAGCAUGAGAUGGUCAACUUCGAGGCCGCCAAGGCGAUUUGCGACAUGCGGGACGUCUCCGACGCCGAGGCCUCGCAGGCCGUCCACGUCCUGCAGCUGUUCCUGUCCUCCCCGCGGGCCAUCACCAAGUUUGCCGCCAUUCGCAUCCUCCACAACUUCGCCUCUUUCAAGCCGCAUGUCGUCAACGUGUGCAACCCCGACAUUGAGUCCCUGAUCUCCAACUCGAACCGGUCGAUCGCCACCUUCGCCAUCACCACCCUGCUCAAGACGGGCAACGAGGCCAGCGUCGACCGCCUGAUGAAGCAGAUCUCGGGCUUCAUGGCCGACAUCACCGAUGAGUUCAAGAUCACCAUCGUCGAGGCCAUCCGCACUCUGUGCUUGAAGUUCCCCAGCAAGCAGGCCGGCAUGCUCUCGUUCCUGAGUGGCAUCCUGCGCGACGAGGGCGGCUACGAAUUCAAGCGGAGCGUUGUGGAGAGCAUGUUUGAUCUGAUCAAGUUUGUUCCUGACAGCAAGGAGGACGCUCUCGCCCAUCUCUGCGAGUUCAUCGAGGACUGCGAGUUCACCAAAUUGUCCGUCCGGGUUCUCCAUCUCCUGGGUGUGGAAGGCCCGAAGACCUCCCACCCGACCAAGUAUAUCCGCUAUAUCUACAACCGGGUGGUGUUGGAGAAUGCCAUCGUCCGUGCCGCUGCCGUGACCGCCCUGGCCAAGUUUGGCGUCGGCCAGGAAGACCCCGAAGUGAAGUCGAGUGUCCACGUCCUGCUCAGCCGGUGCCUGGAUGAUACGGAUGAUGAGGUCCGCGACCGUGCUGCGCUCAACCUCCGCCUGAUGGCCGAAGAGGACGAGAUGGCGAACCGCUUCAUCAAGAAUGAUUCGAUGUUCUCCCUGUCGACGUUCGAGCAUCAGCUGGUGAUGUACGUGACCUCGGGCGAGAAGGAGAACUUUGCCACCGCAUUCGAUAUGGCAACGAUCCCCGUCGUCACCCAGGAGCAGGCUCUGGCCGAAGAGCGCACCAAGAAGCUCACGACCGCCACGCCCACGCUCAAGGCCCCGUCCACUGGGCCUCCCAAGAGCAAGGCCAACGGCGUGGCCGAGGCCGCCACCGCGGCGGCCACCCAGAAGUACGCCGAGCAGCUCAUGCAGAUCCCCGAGCUCAAGGAGUACGGCACCCUGCUCAAGUCUUCGGUCCCUGUGGAGCUCACCGAGAGCGAGACCGAAUACGUCGUCACGGCCGUCAAGCACAUCUUCAAGGAGCACAUCGUGGUGCAGUACGAUAUCAAGAACACUCUCCCCGACACCGUCUUAGAAGACGUGACCGUCGUCGCGUCGCCCGCCGAGGAAGAGGUCCUGGAGGAGGAGUUCAUCGUCCCCGCCCCCAAGCUGGCCACCAACGAGCCGGGCAUCGUAUACGUGACGUUCAAGAAGGUCGAUGGCGAGCACAGCGUUCCCGUCACCUCGAUCACGAAUCACCUCAAGUUCACCAGCAAGGAGAUCGACCCCACCACCGGGGAGGCCGAGGAUGAGGGCUACGAGGACGAGUACCAGGUGGAAGAUCUGGAGCUGACCGGAAGUGACUACGUGAUUCCCGCGUUCGCCGGCAGCUUCGACCACGUCUGGGAGCAGACCGGUGCGAACGGCGAGGAAAUCAGCGAGACCCUCCAGCUGAGCAACAUGAAGGGCAUUUCAGACGCCACCGAACAACUCAUCUCCACGCUCUCCCUGCAACCACUCGAAGGCACCGACGUCCCCCUCAGCAACAGCACGCACGCGCUCAAACUCUUCGGCAAGACAGUAACAGGCGGCCGCGUGACCGCUCUCAUCAAGAUGGCCUUCUCCAGCAAGACGGGCGUCACAACGAAGAUCACCGUCCGGGCCGAGGAAGAAGGUGUCGCCGCGGCUGUCAUCGCAUCUCUUACUUAGAAUUUCCAUUAAAGACGAAAAAAAAAAGAAGAAAACGAUGGAUUGGUGUGUGGCAUGGGGGUUGCGCGCGAGUCAAACUGUAAAUUGAUGUUAAUGGAGAACAUGUCUGUCUUGUCUUGUUAGGAGGCGCAUAACUAUUUUUUCUUUUUCUUUACUUUAUCCCCCCCUUUUUAUCUUUUUUUAUCUAUUUAUUUUAUUGUGUUCCUUUUUGUCGAGAUGAGUCCUGGUUAUAUCUAGGCGAUUGGACUUUGAAGUUUGAGUGGUUUGCCUUUGUCUUCGCAUUGUUGUUUUACUUUUUCAGCUAUAAAGAUUUCCAAUUUCAAUAUUAUUUUCUAUAAC
This is a messenger RNA of Aspergillus campestris IBT 28561, 3402 nucleotides long. Its product is annotated as coatomer subunit gamma. The transcript is spliced from 6 exons. Gene Ontology annotation, biological process: intracellular protein transport; protein secretion; endoplasmic reticulum to Golgi vesicle-mediated transport. NCBI's taxonomy places the organism in Eukaryota, Fungi, Ascomycota, Eurotiomycetes, Eurotiales, Aspergillaceae. Gene Ontology annotation, cellular component: COPI vesicle coat; Golgi membrane; endoplasmic reticulum-Golgi intermediate compartment. The record is from RefSeq and is a predicted model, not a curated record. The coding region runs from base 313 to 3063 and encodes 916 amino acids. Gene Ontology annotation, molecular function: structural molecule activity.